AUGAGUGAACUUAACGGAUUCGGGGGGAGAGAGAAGACGCCCCAAGCUCCUGCUAUUUCCACCCGAUGUCCACCACCGCGACCUCCGGAAACUUAUCGACGCCAGUCUCAAUCGGUUCGAGCUCGCACUGAAGAACCCCUCAGGCGAGAAGCUAGGGAAUCAUCCAGUGGACCUUCGUCGAAGCUUCUUGGUUUCCUUCGACGACCGGAGUCAAAGAAAAAGCAACCGGAGAGGAGUGAGAUGACUGAUAGUGCCGGAGGAGUGGAGGGGGGAAAUGAUGCACGGAAUAAUGGGAGGGAUGAACACGUGAAAGAACUACUGGAAGUUGCUGUUGAAUUAAAAUGGCUGAUUGCUGAGAACAGUCGACAACUUGCAGAACUCUGUCACGAAGAAGCGGUGAGGGUAUUUGAUUUUGCAGAGUGGUAG
This is a messenger RNA of Rodentolepis nana, 426 nucleotides long. The record is from the annotation of a GenBank genome assembly. NCBI's taxonomy places the organism in Eukaryota, Metazoa, Platyhelminthes, Cestoda, Cyclophyllidea, Hymenolepididae.